AUUUUGCAUGCAACUCCUGCACUUUCAGAUGCAUUUUAUUUAUUUUUAUAUAUUUCAUUUACUUACGUUACUAUUGUUAUUUUGUCUUUAACUGAAUAAAACCCUGCUGUAACACUAUAUUGAAUUUGUCGUUUGUGAUUUUUUUUUUCACAAUGGGCAGGUCUUGAGUGACGUAGCAGCUCCAGCAGCCAAUCACGAGCGUCCACUUGCGGAAAAGCGUGACGGCGUGCAGGACUGUUGCAGCGUUAGUUAAUAAAACAUGCCUGUGUCCCAGCAAGGUCUGCACAGAAGCUGGUAAUGAAUUUGUUGUUAGCAGUUGUAUAAAUCAGUAACUCUGCAGUGAGCAGCUGAGAUGAAGACACUCAUUGUAGGAGUUGGAGGGAUGACCAAUGGAGGAAAAUCGACUCUUUCCAAGAGUCUACAGCAGCAGAUACCAAACAGCUGCAUCAUUGCACAGGACUCAUAUUUUAAGGAUGAUUCAGUUGUACCAGUGGACAGCAACGGCUUCAAGCAAUAUGACAUGCUCAAUGCUCUUCACAUGGACACGAUGAUGACCGAGGUCGACUCGUGGAGAAAAGACCCUGAGUCAUUCCUGAGGCAGCGAGGCCUGAACUCUGAGCGUAAAACACUGUCACUCGAUAAGGACGUGUGUGUGCUGAUAGUGGAAGGCUUCCUCAUUUUCAACUACAGGCCUCUGAAUGAGCUUUUUGACAAAAGGUAUUUCAUGGAAAUACCUUAUGAUGUCUGCAAAAAGAGAAGAAGUUCGAGGACGUACGAGCCUCCUGAUCCUCCAGGUUACUUUGAUGGACACGUGUGGCCGAUGUAUCUACAAAAUCGCCAAGAGAUGGAGGACAUCACGUCGGACAUUGUAUUUCUUGAUGGUCUGAAGCCAAGAGAAGAGCUGCUGGCUGCUGUGUAUAGAGAUGUAAUUUAUGAAAUAGAAAGACUCAGGGAAAAAGACUGAAAUCGGAGUCUGAUUUGUUUUCCGAUUGAAGAUGGAGGGAGCUGCUCCCAUGGAUGCUAGAAAAACUCUUCUUAUGGACUAAUAGGUGACUGAAAGGACCAAAUUAGACUUUUCUUCUGUGCUAUGUGGAUAUUUUUCAUUUAGAGUUUGAAUGAUAACUAAUUGGUGCUGUAGCAUCAGAGGUUGUCCAGCUGGAAACUGGACCUGAACCUGGUGUGUUUGCUUUUAAUGAGGAGUAUUUUAAAGGUAGAAAAGUCUCUGGGAAAAUUAAAUGUAUUAAGGUUUGUCACUAUGUGAGGUUGAUUUUAGGACUUAGUUAACUUGUGCAAUAGUCUGGCUGUCUUCUAUCUAACCAUGAUAUAAUUUUUACAUACAUGUAUGACCUUAACUUGUGAAGAAGCUUUGGUUAACCAAAGAUUGUAUACAUAUUUACUGAGGAUCACAUUAAUGGAUUUCCUCACUCAUAUCUGGAUGUUACAAAUAUUAUACUAUGGUUAUUGCUUCCUGUCAUUAGAUGAGCUUUUUGUGUUUUUAUGAUACCAUGAUUUUAUGAUGCAUUAAUGGCUUUGCUCAGUGUGUGUCCUUACCCAUAUGGAUGGAAGGAGGAAAACCACCUAAAAUGAUGAAGGUCUUUCCAGAAAGAAAAUCCACUUAAGUUUCUUGUUAAAGUUUCAGAAAACCAGGAGGUGAUACAAAAACAGAGCCGUGGGCUUUGAAGUCAGUAGAAAAUUUCUAUGUCUGCUCUGUUUUUUAGUCUGUUGUCUGUCAACACUUUGUCUUUUUUUGUGCAUUCUGAUUUUAUUGUUGUAACUAUGUUUUAACACUGGUAAGCGUCUAGUAUGCGUACAAUGCGGAUGAGAAAUGGAACUGAAGAAACCUCAACAACUAAGCGGUUAGAAAGGUCAUGAGGCCAAACUUAGGCUCAGGUAUUUGCAGCAUUUUGAUAAAAACUAAAACUGGGCAGCAUGUGGACACAAAAUGUGGUCAAAAAAUGUCUAAUAAUGCAUCUCUUCUGCUAAUACUGAACUUUGAGGGUACAAAUUCCCGUCAGUCUUCUAGUUGUCCACCCAGUGAUUGAUUUGGUGGACAACAGGGACUGCAAUCCUUUCUGCUCAUUAAGUUGGUCCCUUUGAGCUUUAAUUGGAAUUAGAAGCAUAAUUUUUACACCUUUCCUAUUCCUGUCACCAAGCCUCAUUUGUUGUUGAAUUAACUUGUGUUUGACUCCUUUAGACUGAACCUAUUCUUGAAUUCUUUUAUUUAUCAAAAAAACUUACUGUCUUUCUUUACUAAAGAGCCUCAAGAAUGCUACCUGGCACUAUUCAAACUCUUGUACAGCCAAUAAGACACUAAUUUUACAACCACAAUGUGCUUUUGACAAAAUAAUCCUAACUCAAGGACUUGUGUCUUCAUCAGUGGAUAAAAUUUGCUCUGUUGUUUUAAGACAUCUGUUUCCACCUGUUACGCAAUCUGUGUGGAAACUUGGUUUCACCACUUUUUAAAAGAAAAUAUUGCAUCAGUGAGAUGUAAUUUGGGUCAUUUAUAAAUAUGUGCACAUGAUUUAUCCAUGAAUAAACACAUUUUCAAAAA
This is a messenger RNA of Amphiprion ocellaris (clown anemonefish), 2551 nucleotides long. Its product is annotated as nicotinamide riboside kinase 1. Bases 353 to 964 code for a protein of 203 amino acids. Lineage: Eukaryota; Metazoa; Chordata; Actinopteri; Pomacentridae. Gene Ontology annotation, cellular component: vacuole; cytoplasm. The record is from RefSeq and is a predicted model, not a curated record. Gene Ontology annotation, molecular function: gamma-glutamyl-peptidase activity. The transcript is spliced from 8 exons. Gene Ontology annotation, biological process: tetrahydrofolylpolyglutamate metabolic process.